Molecule: messenger RNA, 1951 nt
Organism: Orcinus orca (killer whale)
Lineage: Eukaryota; Metazoa; Chordata; Mammalia; Artiodactyla; Delphinidae
Gene: GPR119
Product: G protein-coupled receptor 119
Exons: 1
Coding region: 95-1102 (335 amino acids)
Biological process (GO): regulation of metabolic process; adenylate cyclase-activating G protein-coupled receptor signaling pathway
Cellular component (GO): membrane
Molecular function (GO): phosphatidylcholine binding; G protein-coupled receptor activity
Source: RefSeq, a predicted model, not a curated record
CAGCUCUGAACCCACCGCUCUGCCUCCCCACCGUGAGAAUUUGAGCUGGAGAGCCAGCAUGCCCUGGUAAGUGGAAAUACUGCCACUUCAAGACAUGGAGUCAUCUUUCUCAUUUGGAGUGAUCCUUGCUAUCCUGGCCUCCCUCAUUAUUGCUGCUAAUGCCCUAGUGGUCAUGGCUGUGCUGUCGUUGAUCCACAAGAAUGAUGGUGUCGGUCUCAGCUUCACCUUGAAUCUGGCUGUGGCUGACACCUCGCUUGGCCUGGCAAUCUCUGGCCUAGUCACAGACCAGCUCUCCAGCGCGGCUCGGCCCACACAGAAGACCCUGUGCAGCCUUCAGAUGGCAUUUGUCACUUCUUCUGCAGCUGCCUCUGUCCUCACGGUCAUGCUGAUUGCCUUUGACAGGUACCUUGCCAUCAAGCAGCCCCUCCGCUAUUUCCAGAUCAUGAACGGGCUCAUGGCCGGGGCCUGCAUUGCCGGGCUGUGGUUGGUGUCUUACCUCAUUGGCUUCCUCCCACUCGGGGUCCGCGUAUUCCAGCAGACCGCCUACAAGGGGCCCUGCAGCUUCUUCGCUGUGUUUCACCCGCGCUUCGUGCUGACCCUCUCCUGCGUUGGCUUCUUCCCAGCCCUGCUCCUCUUUGUCUUCUUCUACUGUGACAUACUCAAGAUUGCUUCCAUGCACAGCCAGCAGAUCCGCAAGACAGAGCAUGCAGGAGCCCCAGCCAGGGCUCACCGGCCCCCACGGACCCCCAGUGACUUCAAGGCUGUCCGCACUGUGGCCGUUCUCAUUGGCAGCUUCACUCUGUCCUGGACCCCGUUCCUUAUCACUAGCAUUGUGCAGGUGGCCUGCCAGGAGUGCCACCUCUACCCAGUGCUGGAACGGUAUCUGUGGCUGCUUGGUGUGGGCAACUCCCUGCUCAACCCACUCAUCUAUGCCUAUUGGCAGAAGGAGAUACGGCAACAGUUCUCCCAGAUGGCCCUGGGAAUGAAGAAGGGGCUCGCCGCAUUCCUCCUCCUUCUCUCAGCCAGGGAUGGUGGCCCACAGGGGCCCAGGGAAAGUGCCCGUCACAUCACCACCAUCUCCCACUCAGAGCUUGACGGCUAAGAUGGUAAGGGCAGACAAGUUUCAAAGUGCCCCUCUCUCCCUUCUCAGAGCCCCAGCUAGGAGACCAGGUGGAGCUAGGGAAAAGAGAGCACUUGCUUCCAGCAACUGACCACCCCCUGCACCUCCUUACCUCAGACUGAGAGGUAACUAAGGCAGGGUGCUGACUUCACUCUAUAAUCAGCUUCCCCAUUUGCAAAUCUCCAUUCCUCCCUGCCCUUCUUUUGCAAUGAGUCUGUUUCUCCUGUAGAGGUAUACUUACUCAAAGCAAGAAGUGUACUACUGGAAAGAUGCUUAAACUCAAAUCUUAUUUUUGAAUACACGAGAGCAGCACUGUCUAACAGAAGUCUAAUGCAAGCCACCUAUGUAAUCUUAAAUGUUCUAGUAGUCAUGUUAAAAAGGUAAAAAAAAAAAAAGCAGGCGAAAAUAAUGUUUCAUUUAACUCAAUAUAUCUAAAACAUUAAUUCAACGUGUAAUCAAUAUAAAAGAUUAUUACCCUAUUUUUUUCAUGCCAAAUCUUUGAAGUCUGGUGUGUAUUUUACCCUUAUAGAAUACCUCAAUUCAAACUAGCCAUGUGCCAAUGCUCAAGAGCUACACGUGGCCAGUGGCUAUCAUAUUAGAAAGCACAGCACUAGAGAAAUGAGGUUCUGUUCUUUUUAACUGUGUACUACAGUGAUUGCUUUGGUGAAAUGAGGGGUCCUGCCCUCCCUGAUGUAAAUCAGACAUUUUAUGUAGUGAGGUUGUACGAAUGUAGGAACCUGAAUUAGAUACUAAAGCUUGUCUUUUUCCACACUUCACGGUGUUCAAAACAGUGUUUCUUUGGCGAAUCGCCUGUCUUGUAAUUAUUUCUGC